Messenger RNA from Aspergillus saccharolyticus JOP 1030-1, 1269 nucleotides. RefSeq lists its product as uncharacterized. The transcript is spliced from 3 exons. The coding region runs from base 167 to 907 and encodes 246 amino acids. The record is from RefSeq and is a predicted model, not a curated record. NCBI's taxonomy places the organism in Eukaryota, Fungi, Ascomycota, Eurotiomycetes, Eurotiales, Aspergillaceae.
UAGAACAGAGCCCCAAGACUCCCAUCAUGGAUGGCAGGUUGGCGAACCUGAAUGGCAGCCUCGGUUCAUAAUAAUCCAGUCGAUGCACAGUAUAUAGUCGACUGCAAUCACUUCCCAACAGACAAGGCAGUGAGUUUUCUCACUCGGAUGCCUUUAAUACGUAAUUAUGGAAUGUGAAGAAGCAGACCCAACCACUCAAGCGGAGGUUGAUGUCCUAAUAUUUGAUUAUCUUCUCUGCACAACAAUCAACCGACUCCUGUGCCAUGGAAAAGCACAGGCCGAAGGACAUAGAGGGGAUCACCAGAAUAUGAACUGGUACCUCAGAACCAUUGACACGAUGAGAAGAGUAUUGUCAGAGUCAGAUAACCUCACAAACGACGUUCGUGCCAAAGACCGACUAUUGAGGUUUGCAGUUCUAUUCUGUUGCCGGUAUAAUCUACUACAGAAUGGUGCUGCGCAGGCAACGGCACCGGCAUUAAUAGCACACUUCCUCGCGCUCCACGAAGGAGUAGGGCGGAACUUGACAGAACUCAAAGAUGCCAUCUCGGCCCAUCUAAUUAUGGAGGCCGCGACAGAGGAGCUCGGGGCGGCCGAGAGUCAAUCUACCCCGAGGUCCGAGGAAUGUAUUCAUCACGUGCAGCAUGCCCUCGCCAAAGAUACGAUGGCGAAGGGACAACAAGGCUACCUGAGAUAUUUCCGGCCACCCCGCGGUCUUUCGCUAGAGAUGCACCUAAAGAAUAUGUCAAGCAUAUUGCCUGCAGCCCAGCUUGCUCAUGCUGUAAUUGACUACCUGGUCAACAUGAUGAAAUCUCUAGACCCACCCAUACUGUUGCAAUUGGAAAGAGGGAAACUCGAUGGGCUUACCCGUGAAGAGACCAGGCUGCUGAAAGCAAGAAUAGGACUCUGACGGUCCAAAAGCCGGUCGUCCCAAUUCAAAGGUGACAAAGUAAGCUACAAAAGUAGCUGCAACGAUGGGGUUCGCUACAUGUGUGGCACAGACUGAUUGUGAUGACUGUUUUCUAAAAUGAACGUAUACAAAGCAAUGUUCUACACGCCAGGAUAUCAGGAAUAGGUGGAGAUAUGGCAGUGAACCCUGGGCCUCCGCUCUCAUCGGUACACAAAUCGUAGCAUUUGACUCAGCCCAGCAGCAUGCGACGCGGGUCCUCGAUAUACUCCUUGACCUAGAUGAAGGUGACAGCCUCCCGGCCAUCUAGAAGCCGGUGAUCAUAAGUCAAAGCAAGGUACAUCAUCUGAUUUGAGUGUCAGCAC